This is a messenger RNA of Contarinia nasturtii (swede midge), 1903 nucleotides long. Its product is annotated as zinc finger protein 25-like. The transcript is spliced from 4 exons. The record is from RefSeq and is a predicted model, not a curated record. Lineage: Eukaryota; Metazoa; Arthropoda; Insecta; Diptera; Cecidomyiidae. The coding region runs from base 120 to 1826 and encodes 568 amino acids.
AACCACAUACAAUUUGACAGAGUGAAUCAGCUGUCAAAAAAGAAUCGUGUAAACAUUGUGUGUUCCAAUUGGUUUUCUUUAUCAAUAAUUGUUGAAAAUGAUUAAAUUUUAUUGAAAAAAUGUGUUCGCGAUAUGCAAACGCAAUAUGUUGUGUGUGCCAACGCUAUUUGGAUCAAUCGAGUAAUCGAAUAAUUGUGGAAAUUUGCGGACAUCAAAAGUGUCGAGAAUGUUUUAUCAAAGAAGAAGACGGGUGCUCACUUUGUGUACAAAAUAAACAAAAAUUCACAACGGAAAGCCAAUCAAGUAGCCAUAGAAAUAGUUAUGAAGUGAUUCCAUCGAGCAAUGAAAGUGCAACCAUUAUCGGAGAUGAUGGUGGUGCCCAUGAACCUCGUGUAGUGGAAGAAAUAAACGAAGAUGUGUCACAUAUUAUUACUUUCAAUGAGACUGAGGGUGAAGUGCGGUAUAAAUGCUUAAUUUGCGAGAAAAUAUUUAAAAGUCGAAACAAUCGUAAAUAUCAUCUAUUCUGCGAUAAAACACGCUCGAAACCAUUUCAAUGCAAUCGAUGUGACAAGCAAUUCAUUACGCUGGCCCACAUGAACUACCAUCAAAACACACAUGACACUGAUAAAAACUUUACAUGCACGCACUGCCAAAAGGUCUAUUCAGGUCCAAUGGCAUUGAAAAAACACAUGAAAAAACAUCAAAACGAAUUAAAAUACCAUUGUUCGCAAUGCGAUGAAAAGUUCCUGUAUAAAGAGCAGUUGAACAUGCAUCAAAAUCGACACAAUAACGUAUUUCACACGUGUCCCGAGUGCGGAAAACGAUUUUUAGUCAAAUCAAAUUUAACGAAGCACAUUCAAUGUCAUUCAGGUCAAAAUCGAAAAAUUUGUACAAUAUGCAAGAAUUCAUUUAGUGGGAAUAGUGCCUUAAAAACUCAUAUGCUUACACAUUCAAAAUCGAAACCACAUCAAUGUGAAAAAUGCUCUAAAAAAUUCAUCGACCAGCGAACACUCGAGCGCCAUUUAAAAACGCAUAUGGAUAAUAUAUUCUACGAAUGUACACUGUGUUCGGCAAAAAGUGGUCGAAAGGAUAAUAUUCGGCGACACGUUCGGAAUUUACAUUCAGAGUCGGACGAAGAAUUGCGUCAAAUUUUGGAGAAGAUUUUUGCUAAUUUUGAACAAAGGAAAACCAAAUCGUCCGCCAUGUCUGUUGGAGUAAAAGAGAAGAAGACUGAACAUUUGAAAAUGGUUAUGGAUACUGAACUAUCGGUGGAUGUAACAGUGUGUGCACAAGAAUUAAAUGAAGUGAAAAAAACAAUUGAAGAGCCAUACAAAGGCCCAAGUGUUGUUCGAAAUAUUGCAACCUCCGUUAUUAAAUUUGCGGGCCGAUCACAAAGUCUACGAUGUGCGGAAAGCAACGAAAAUAUUGAUGUGAAACAAGUGAAUGUAUCUGUUGUUGAGUCUGAACCGCAACAAGACGAACAACUAAAUGCAGUGGCCAUUGAACCAGAUCCAAUUGCAGAAAUUGGCGUUAAUCUGCCAUCACUUGACUUGAAUUUGCCAUCAAACUACGAUCCAUUCCCUGAAGAUAUAGCCCCGUUACCAUUAAUCAAUACCCAUACGAAUCUGACGGUAUAUCGCCAAUUGCUGUCACCAUAUCUUAAGAAACAACCAGCAAUCACAAACAACGUGAAUUCAAUCGCCAAAACGACUGACGAAUCGAAUGGAUGUCCCAAGAAAACUUUUAUGACUAGCUCAAGUACUACCAUGGUCAUUGAUCGGCCACCAAAGAAAAUGAUUGAAAAAUAUGAGAUUUAUCGCAAAUGAAUUUAAUUAUAAAUAAAAUUCCAUGUUUUUAAGGAAACAGAGAAAUUUGAAGAAAAAUGAUUUACAAUACAGAGACA